This is a messenger RNA of Capsicum annuum, 585 nucleotides long. RefSeq lists its product as uncharacterized. Lineage: Eukaryota; Viridiplantae; Streptophyta; Magnoliopsida; Solanales; Solanaceae. The transcript is spliced from 2 exons. The coding region runs from base 1 to 585 and encodes 194 amino acids. The record is from RefSeq and is a predicted model, not a curated record.
AUGGCUUUUGAGGCCUUGAAAGCUUUGCUCUUUUUGUCUCCCUUGUUCCAAUUACCCAAUUUUGAUAAGACAUUUGAGGUUGAAUAUGAUGAAAUUAAGGUUAGUAUUGGGGCAGUUUUGAUGCAAGAGGGGAAGCCCAUUUCUUAUUUUAGUGAAAAGCUCAAAGGGGAAACUCUUAAUUAUUCGACUUAUGAUUUGGAGUUGUAUGCCCUUGUUAGAGCUUUAGGUAAUUGGCAACAUUAUGGGAAGGAAAAUGUGGUAGCCGAUGCGUUGUCUAGAAAGAAUGUCCUUGUUACUACUUUAUCUUUGAAGAUGAUGGGGUUUGAGAUAUUACGGAUGUUGUAUCUCAAGGAUCCUAUCUUUGAACCUAUUUACAGUAAAUGUGAAGAGUGGGGAAGGGACCGAUGGCUCAAAGUGAAUGGUAAUUCCUCCUACUCUCGAUUUUAUGGUUAUUUGUUCAAAGAGAGGAGAUUGUGUGUUCCUUCUAGUUCAUGGAGGGAAUUAUUAGUGAGGGAGGAACAUGAUGGUGGCCUCAUGGGGAAUUUUGGGGUUGAUAAAACCCUCGGUAUCUUAGAGGAGAAAUAA